Coccomyxa subellipsoidea C-169 is the source of this 7098-nucleotide messenger RNA. RefSeq lists its product as hypothetical. Bases 1 to 7098 code for a protein of 2365 amino acids. Gene Ontology annotation, biological process: lipid metabolic process. The transcript has 28 exons. The record is from RefSeq and is a predicted model, not a curated record. NCBI's taxonomy places the organism in Eukaryota, Viridiplantae, Chlorophyta, Trebouxiophyceae, Coccomyxaceae.
AUGCCACGGGGCAAGCUACCAGCAGGAAGCCUCCCUGAGGACUCUGCUGUGGGCAGCGCACUCCCAGAGAUGCCUGCAGAGGAGCAGGGCCUAAGCAGCAGCGCUGCAGCACAGAUCCGGGAUAAUACUGGCGCCAGUAGGCCAGGAUUUGGGCAGGCGGGCAGCCCAGAGAGGGUAGAGCUGAGCACGCCAGUGCAGCGCACCCCUGCUCGGCCGCAGCAGGCCUCACCCGAGGAUCCUGUGCCUCGCACGCGGCCGAGGCGGCCAGGAGCGGCGGAUUUUCCUGCUGGGGAUGCAGCAGGGAGGCUCUCGACAAAGCGCAAGGCGGAGGGGGAACUGCGACCGCCGGUGGUGUCGGUGGCGGUGCCCCCCCGGCCUAGCGGAGGCAACGCCCCCGGCGGCACGCUCACCCAGCAGCCGGGCGCCAUGUCUGCAGAGGCGCUAUCGAUCGCGCUGAAGGCGCCGGCGCCGCUGAUGCCGCAGCGGCCGUCGCAGCGGGGGGACUCUGCGGCUCCCCCGCCCGCAGCUGUGGCCACCGCCCAGCCGCCACAGGGGGGACUCAUAAAGGACGCGGGCCUGGAAGCUGAGGCUAUGGAGAAGACUCUGCGGCAGAACUAUGGCAAGGGGGACGAGGAGAAAGGCUUUCCCAGGUCGUCCAGCGGGCACUUUGAUCCCACAGGCUCGGUGGUGAUGCGAAUCGAGUACCUGUGCGAAAUAGACCUCAAGUGGACAAUAGCCUUCAUUCACUGCGCGGAGCUGGUGGGCCUAGCAGCGCUGAUUCUUGUGCUGUUGGCCAAGCUGUUCAAGAAGGACAACUACUUCAUCGCAGACAACACUCUGGUGCUGGUCAAUGCAUGCACCGGCAUCAUCCUGUGGCUCGUGCUGCUGGAGUUCUUCGCCAUCUACCUACACCACAUCCACCGCGCCAACAGGCACGCCCUUUUCCCCUUUGAGCUUCGGCGGUUGUGGUCACGGCGGCGCUUCAAGAGCACAGUGGUGCUAUUGGUGGAGGCCAUCUCGCAGCUGCUGAAUUUGUCAUUCUUCAUAAUUGCCAACGUGUACGUGCUCGUGCGCCCAUGUGGCUGGCGCGAUGACAUCGUGCUCUGGUCAGCCUUUGCCAGCUGGACCUGCUGGAACACCCUCUUCCUGCUGUCCCUGGUGCGCGUGCACAACCUGAACCUGUGGCUGGACAGGGAGGGCAACCCCAAGGGUGACCGCGCCGAUGCUACCCUGCUCGACGCCCCCUGGGCAGUGCACACACCCAAGCUCAUUCUGUGGGCGGGCGCAGAAGCACUCAAGGCCACCUCCGUGCACCUCGUGCUCAACAGGAAGCACAUUACACCGCCGUACAUGCCGCCGGGGACAGAGGGGGAUUGCCGCAGCUGGACAUACGACUGCAGGCAUGACAACCUGACUGUGGUGCUGAUCAGCCUGGAGUCGGCUGUCUUUCUGGCCUACUUCGCGCUGUUCUUCUUCUACCUCGGCCGUGCCUUUCACCAGCUGCGAGCGCGCAACUACAGGCGCAUUGGUGCCACGCGCAGGGAUUUCCGGAUGGCAAAUCUGUCGGUGCGGCUGAUAGUGCGCACGCGCGUGGCUGGCAUGGCAUUCUUCGUGGCCUGCGUAGUCAUCUAUUAUUACGUCAAGCUGGGCAGCUGCCUGUCCUACGUGGCGGCCGCGCUGGGCCUGCUGCCCAUGCAGUUUGUCAUGACAUCACUAAUCAUCGUCAUGCUCUACAUGUUCAUGCCCAAGGACCCUGACGCCCAGGACCAGGUCCUGCAGGUGUGGCUGCAAGAAUUUGCGUGGACGGAGGCGGAGAAGCUGCGGCGGCUCAAGGAGCGCAGCAGCAACCUGCGCCUCACCAGCAUCGUGCGCGAGGAGGUCGACCGUGAGCCCAUGUUCUGCUUCGAGACCGCCAUCAAACUCUACUACUUCUCCCACAUCAUCUACUUCUACGACAAGCUGGACGGCGUGCAGUCGGCGACGGCGGGCAAGCCGCGGGACGAGAUUACGCACAUCGGCGUGAUGCGGCGGAAGCUCACGGCUUCGCUGAGCAAGCUGCGCCAUGGCAAUAGCAGCAACUCGCGCAUCGUGAAGCCGACCGCGAAUAAUCUGGCGAUGGCUGCCGCGGCCGCGCGCGCCGAUGGCGGCACCGGGGAUGGCGUUGGGGAGGAGUCGGUGCACGCCGGGGAGGAGCAGGUGGAUGGCAGCUCACACGGGCGGUUUGCAAGGGGGAGCUCGGGGUCGAACUCAACUUCUGGGUCGAGCGAGGGUGCUUCGCACGGUCGGCGCGGGCGCACGCCGUCGGUGAAGGCCGAAGAUUUUUCGUUGGAUGCCGCCAUGGGCCUCUAUGGCCUGGAGCACAUGGAGGUGAUGUGGGAGCGGCGGCAUGACACAAUGGCGCUGCUGGGCUGGGGGCCUGGUCGCAUUGUCAUCGUUUUUCGCGGCACAAAUUCCCUCAAGAACGUGGUUGCAGAUCUGCAGGCGUGGCAGGUGCCGCACCCGCCCCGGCGCGGCAGCCCGUUCUGCAGGGGCCGCCCGGCGGUGCACCAGGGAUUUCUGAAGUCGUGGGCGGCCAACGGAUUGGACCAGCGCAUCAUCGCGCGCGUGCUCGACAUCGUCACCUCCCACGAAUGGGCCUGCACCAAGGUGUAUCUGACGGGCCACUCGCUGGGCGGCGCGCUGGCAAACCUGGCGGCGUAUGACAUCGCGCGUUCCCUCGAGCGAUUACCUAAUCGCGUGACGCGAGUCAUCUGUUACACGUUCGGAUCCCCCCGCACCGGCAACCACGCGUUCGCGCAUGACUACUGCCGCGUCGACGCGGUGGCGCGCAAUGCCAAGUUCUGGGUGCUCUACAAGCGGCCCGGGCAGCGAGUGCUGAUCAAUGUGCGCGGAGACAUGCUCGUGCGGCCCUCCUUCGCCGAGAUGUCCAUCCAGCAGACACCCGUGGGCUCCUCUGUCUACCAUCAUUACCUGCUGGCAUACCGGGACGCGCUGGCCGCCAUUUGCCGCGCCCAAAUGAACCGCAAGAAGCGCCUGCAGGGGGGCCUGGCGGGGGUGAUGGCGCUGUUGGAGGGUGACGAAUUUGUGCGCGGAAUUUUGGAGCCUGCGGGGCUGACGCUGAACGAUGUGCGCGAAAGCCAGACCGCCUCGCUGCGGCGCCUCAGUGUGCACCCGUCAACCGACGCCAUGCCUGACACUUCUGCAGUACGCCGGGAUGUCGUGGCCAGGAACUCGGUGCUCGCGCCGCCGCAGUCGGCCUUUGAGAGGUCCGCGGCUGCGCACGCCGGCUCGCUGCAGAUGGGACGGCUGUCAUCGUCAGCGCGCAAUGAGGCCGAUGCGAUGGAGGCUGGCGAGAUCGGGACCGUGGGGCUGCCGGGAAGCAACUCGCCGAGAUCCCUGAGCAGCGCCGAGUCCUGGAAGACCGCUAUGUCCACCGCCAGGCCCAGCGGUGACCUGGACGCCUCGCUGGCGGGCCUGCCUCCGAGCAUGCUGGGCCCCCGGCGCGACUCGGUCGGUGCGCAACCUGCAGCCUCGCGACCCGACGGCUCUUCAGCCGCCGACGCCAGCCGUAACGGGGACGAUGACUCGGACAACGCAGACGGCGGCGGCGGCGGCAGCGGCGGCGGGAUUGCUGGCACUGCGCAGCAGCGGGCGCCUUUUGGGCAGGUUGCCUCGCCCGCUGGGCAGGUUACGUUGUCCACCACGGCGGAGGGAAUGCCGUCUACGUCGCGCAACGCUGCCGGGCAAGACGGAUGGCGCGUGGAGGACGUUACGCGCAAGGGUGCUGCCUCAAGCGCUGCGGCCGCCUUUGAGAAGGAAAAUGCGCAGCCCAACGGCCUCGUCAGCGCUGCGGCCUUCCUGCGGGCCUCCCACAACCCCGAAGAGGCGUGGCCGGCGAGUGAGGGCAGCUGGGAGGAUACGUCAGUGGGGGAGAAGCAGGGCUCCUUCCCUGGCUUCUGGCGUCUGGGCGAUCCUGGCACUCAGCCGCCGCUUGACAACGGCGGUCUGCCGGCUGCGCCAUCGUUGAGCGACGCCGGCUACAGCCCGAAGAAGCCCAGCCGCUUCGCUGAUGGCAACAGCGCGGGCCUUGAUGGUGCCAAUGCGGGCAUUGGGACACAAGCGGCAGUGACGACUGCGGGCGCGGCGGCCGCCGCAGCCGGUGCGACAGCAGCCACAGCAGAGCUUCAAGGUAAAGAAGCAAAUCGUGAAGCUUCGGAGCGGAUCGUUGAUGGUGUGGCAGCUAGCAGGGACGAAGGGGCCUUGAGUGGUGGUGAAAGCCGCGGAGGCAACGCAGCAGCAGACGCGGCUGGCGGCCAGCACGAUCUGGGUGUGGCGACCGGCUUCACUGGCGCGCCUGGGCUGCUGCAGCGGCCGCAGAACCAGUCUCCGGGCGAAGCCAUAUCCAGCUUCCUCGCAGCGCAGCGCGCUGGCGGCAAUAUCUCUCCACAGGUGCGGAUAGCCGCUGCCUAUGCGCUCGCGAACGGGGCUGUCAUCCAGAAGCAGAAGAUGAAGGAGCGUGCGGCGGCCCGCCUGACGCACAGACAGGCCGAGCAGAAUGGGGCAAUGGAGGGAAAUCCAUCUGCAGGCGGAUAUCUUUCAGGUGGAGGCAGCGCAGAUGCAGCUUCGGCACAGCUGCCGAAGCUGGCGGCAGAGCCCCAGACGCCGCGGACAUAUCGCGUCAACUCGGAGUUCUACGGCAGCCCCGACGCAGCUUCCGGUGCGGCUUCUGUGCCCGGCGGCGCGCCGUCGGUUGGCGGCCCUGUCAGCGCUGCAACAUCGGGCGCACCAGCGGGGGUGCAGGCAGCUGGCGGUGCAGGGAUCGCCCCAGGAGCAGGGGAGCCUGGGCUGGAGCCUGUUUUGGCCGCAGCAGGCGCCGAGGCCAGCGCGGCCGGUGGCGGCCGGGACGCGGCCGCGUCGUCAGGAGCCGACAACGUUUUGGGGCCGGCUGAAAUGCCGGCAGCCCGCACUGGCUCCGCGGGUGAGGCCGGCAAUGGCACAGGAAGGGAGACAGCCGGCACAGCAGAUGGAGAUGCGGACGAAGAUUCAGAGCCGGUCUCCAACCGGUCGGGCAGCUGGCUGGGGUGGCUCGGGUGGAGCCGAGGUGGCGACGGCGCUGCAGAGGGUGACUCGCAGGAGGUGCGGGCAGCGGAGCAGGCGGGCGCAGCCGACCAGGGAGGUCGGCACGCUGAGGAGGGUGUGGGUGCGGUCACCAUUGGCAAGGGGGCACCCAGGAGCGGAUCUAACGAAUCUUCCCCUAGAUCAGUGGACACACCGCGCCCGGCCAUCUCUCCAGGGGCCAGGGCGGAUGUCCCGCUGACGCCGGAUCAAGGCGAGCCGGGGAAACAACGCGCGACCGGGAGCACAAAGACGGCCAGCGGCAGCAGCGGCAACAGCCGCCGCAACAGCGAGAGCACCGAGGGUACCAGCGAGGGCGGCUGGCCCUCUUCCUCCUCCGGCGGCUGGCCAAGCUCCUCGUCCUCCGUGGACGUGCAGGCCUACCGCGCCGCCCUCAGGGAGCGGGUCCUGGGGGGCAGUCCGGUGAGAGAGGGGCAGGGCGGGGUGCCCUGGGACAUGGCCGGCAUUCUUGGUGGAGGCACCGCCGUCAUGCAGCCGAUCCUGGAGGGAACUCUCCACAGUGCCGACGCCGGGUCGGGGGCGCGAGCCGCCGUGCCGGCUGCCGCGGCGGCAGCGGCUGCAGGCGCAGCAGCGGCGACUGCUGCCGGUGCCUCUUCAACAGGUGCUAGCGGCAACCAGCAGGCCCGGCUAGCAGCCUUGCAAGAAGCGUCUGCCGCUACUGAUGGCUCUCCUGUUCGAGGAUCAGGGACGGCUGCUUCAGGCGGCCAGCCUGAUGGGUCGCGAGGAACAGACGCGCCGCAAGGGGCAGAGGUCAGUGGCGCAGGCGGCACUGAUUGGAGGCAGCCGGCAAGCGCUCAGCAGCAGCAGCAAUCUGGGCCUGAGACAUCCUCUCAGGCUGGCGGCGGCAGUUCUGACGGUGCCACCGGUGGCGACACGGCAAAGGUCUGCUUUGCGGGGCUGUCCCCUGGAGAUGGGGGGCCUUCACGCUCCGCAGAAGCUGGCGGAGGUAUCUUCCCAGCAGAUGCUGGCACAGCUGCGACGGAGCAGGGCGGCAGCAGUUCUUUACUAGCAUCCCCAUUAGAAACCAUGCAUUCUGGGGCAGCGGGUGAUGAUCGGGGUUCAGAGUUGGGAGGUGGCGUCAGCGCAGAGCCCAGCUUCACGCAGCUCGCCAGGCCCAUCACUGCCGCAGCCACAAGAGCGUCAGGGUUUGGAAGUUAUCAGGACCUGCCGGCCGGCGGAGCCGCCGCGCCGGGGCCGACGCCGGCAGAAUUUAGCUUCCUGGCAGGAGCAAGGGACCUGCAGCCGCUGGCGGCUCCGAUGACGUCCAUCGGCGGUCGCUCUGGCGCCAAGCGCAGCGGAAAGCGCAAGGCCGCCGCCGCCCCCGGGGCCGGAUUACUGAGCCCCGCCAAGCCUGACGCAAGCGCCAUCGUGCCGAGCGACGCCAACAUGGCCGACGUAGCAGCGGCAGGGACAGAGGACGUAUCCACAGAGGAGGAGGACACCAGCCCGCGCUCACGCGCAAUGUCGGCAUUCCUGGCGCGCCGCAAGGCGGCCGCCGGCGAAUCGGCCGCCGCCGCGGCAGCCGUUGCCGUCAGGGCGCAGCGCGCGCCGUUGCGCCGGCCCUCGCUGCCGACGCAGCAGCUGGUGCCUGCCGAGACGGGGCCGCUGAUGCCGCGCUCGGCCACCAACGACGGCAUGCCGGAGUGCUCGCAGCCCAGGGUGCGGCGCAAAGCAAGCCCGCGCGAGCUGGCGGAGGCGUUCAAGGGCCACGGGCUGCGGCAGGCCACGUGGGCACCCGUCCCCAUAUUCUGGGCGCGCUCCGUCGAAGAACCGGCUGUACACCGCCCCCAGCUGCCGGGGAUCCCCGCAGCCGCCACCACGGAGCAGACCUCCCUAGGGCACUCGAGCAGUCAGCCAACUGGGCAUACUUUACCGCCAGCAGUGCAGCCAGAGGCGGGCGCUGCGAUGGGUGAAGCUGCGGCCAAGGAGCCCAGCCCAGCAAAAGGACCGGAGACUCCAUAG